Micropterus salmoides (largemouth bass) is the source of this 2457-nucleotide messenger RNA. It is a transcript of the gene grtp1a, whose product is annotated as growth hormone regulated TBC protein 1a. Lineage: Eukaryota; Metazoa; Chordata; Actinopteri; Centrarchiformes; Centrarchidae. The record is from RefSeq and is a predicted model, not a curated record. The coding region runs from base 583 to 1641 and encodes 352 amino acids. The transcript is spliced from 8 exons.
GAAUCACUCGAAAGCAGCCUUAGUGUCUGAUUGACGUGUGUGUCCUGGGACAAACGUCACAAGCCUGAAAUCGGUCUUGGAGUACUUCGGACAAGAAGAGUGGGAGUGACUUUUUAUUUGUAUUGCAUUAGGUAGCAUUCAUGUAACUUAGCUACGGGUCAGUCGGAUGUACUUCGAGGAGAGAGGGAGCAGCAUCAGGUGCAUGUGGAUGGCGAUAAAACUCAACGCAUACUCCACUCUCUGCGCACGGCUUGAACGUCGGCAGAUAGAUAAAAUAAUUCAAGAAUCGAACUAAAACGACUUCUUGGUUGGGGGGAACCGUACGAAUGCUUUUCACGGCUUUCCCCUUCCGAUAAUAGCAUGUUAAUCCCAGGAAAAAGCAGCGUCUUGUCCCGUCUUUCCGCCCGAGAACAUGGAGAAAGUUAAAAGUUGACGCGAACACAUCGCUCAAGUUAAACCUUGACCAAGACACCCAUGCUUGUUGCAUGCUUGUGCGUUGUUUGUGCCUUUUUAAUGGAGUAAAACAACACGGUGGAUACAUGGUGAGACUUUAGCACAUAUUUCAGGAUAUCAGAAGAAGCGAUGGAAAAGAAGAACAAGGCGAUCAAUCGGACCCGCUAUUCCACCGACGCCAGAGCCAAAGACAGAGUGGACAGUGUGGAUCCAUAUGGCUUUGAGCGCUCAGAGGACUUUGAUUAUGAGUCAUAUGAGGAGCUCAUGUCUGAGUAUCUAGUUGUUCUCACCCGACGAUCCAUCAAGUGGUCCAAACUUCUGAAGGGCAAAAGCAAGGUGCAGAAAAAUGUAAAACUAAAGCGUUAUGUACGUAAGGGGAUUCCCAAUGAGCACCGGGCUCUGAUCUGGAUGGCAGCCAGUGGGGCUCAAGACCAGCUGGAGAAGAACCCAGGAUACUACCAGUCGCUUCUCGGAGCCCAGCACGACCCCAAACUGGUAGAGACCAUCUGCACAGACUUGAACAGAACAUUUCCAGACAACAUCCAGUUCCGCAAGACAUCCAACCCGUGUCUGCAAAAACCUCUGUACAGUGUGCUGUUGGCUUAUGGUCACCACAAUCCAACUGUGGGCUACUGUCAGGGGAUGAACUUCAUAGCUGGGUAUCUACUUAUCAUCACGAAAGAUGAAGAGAAAUCUUUCUGGCUGAUGGAUGCACUACUUGGUAGAAUUCUACCAGACUACUACAGCCCAGCCAUGCUGGGGCUGAAGACGGACCAGGAGGUGUUAGGGGAGCUGGUGAAAGUUAAAUUCCCCGGAGUCUGGCAGACAAUGGUGGAUCAUAAUGUUAUGUGGACCCUGGUGGUCUCCCGGUGGUUCAUCUGUCUCUACAUAGAUGUCUUGCCAGUGGAGACAGUUCUGCGGAUUUGGGAUUGCCUGUUCUACGAGGGCUCUAAAAUCCUGUUCCGUGUAGCACUGACACUGAUCCACCACAACCAGGCUCUGAUUCAACAGGCCCAGUCACUGCCAGACGUCUGCCAAAACUUCAAGCAGAUCACCCACGGACCAUUUGUUGAUGAAUGUCACACUUUCAUGCAGAAAAUCUUUGCUGAACCAGGAAGUCUCUCCAGGGCAACCUUGACUAAGCUGCGGGCGGCAUGUCGAUCACGCAUCAUUGCAGAAGAAUCCUGAACCAAGAGUAUCUGUUCAAACUCAUUACACAUUCCACUGGGAUGAGCGCUCACACAGCUCGUUAGCAUCUGUAUUUUUAUUUUUUAAAUAUAUAUGGUUUAAUGAGAAAAUUUAAUUUUGCUAAAAUGUAGAAUUAUGCACUUUACUCAAAGUCAGAGACACUGUAGAGGGGGAAAUGAAGCUUGGCAAUAAAUGGCCAGGUCAGAGAAAUGACGUGUAAGCACAGCCAAGAGGAACGUGUCUAAUGUAAUUCACAUUGAAUGGUAAAUGAUGACAAAAUCCAUGCUGGCACUACCUGCUGUGGUAAUCGAAUGUGAAUCAUACUGAUUUUGUGACAUAUUUCAAACACCAAUUCAUGUACUUUUUGGUUGAUUUCAUCAAAUGUCAUAGUUCUUGACCUCAACCAUUAAUUCAAGUGCACUAUGAUGAAAUGUUGGUACAAUUGAAAGGGCUGCUUUCUUUUUCAAACAAAGGUCUGUCCAGUUUGUUCUGUGUUUGGGUUUUGUGGACCUUUUCAUACUCUCAUAGUAGUGAUAUCAGAUUUUGUUGCACUGUACAAAAAUAGCCUUGGCGUUGAUCCCAGCUCUGAGUAUUCUGUGUAAUGUACACCUAGGUGAGCAGCUCAGAGUAAACAGCCAUGUUUAUUUCACACAAAACAAGGUAAAACAAAUCAUAAAGCUACUGUUGCAAGGAUUAUAUAUAUAUAUAUAUACAUAAAUAAAAAAUCUGCACCGGAUUUAAGAUUUUUAUUAACUUUCAUUAAGAUGCAUAAUAGAAAAUGGUUUGAUCGCAUUUUCUAUAAAAAAAAAAAAAUAA